This is a messenger RNA of Gavia stellata (red-throated loon), 1425 nucleotides long. It is a transcript of the gene AKAP7, whose product is annotated as A-kinase anchoring protein 7. Lineage: Eukaryota; Metazoa; Chordata; Aves; Gaviiformes; Gaviidae. Gene Ontology annotation, cellular component: cytosol. The record is from RefSeq and is a predicted model, not a curated record. Gene Ontology annotation, molecular function: protein kinase A regulatory subunit binding.
AUGCCCCGCGCAGACCGCCCGGCGCGGAGCACGCUGGGAGCUGUAGUCCCGCGGGCGCACGGCCCUGUUCUCCCCCCCCGCCCCGCGCGCCCGCCAGGUGCCGCCGUCCGCUUGCCCGCGGGGUCGGCGGCUGCGCUGAAUCCCUCCGGCCCGCGGUUUCCCGGCGGGCAGCCUUACUCCCUCUAAUCGGGCAUGCAGCGGCUGCUGCGGCGGCUUCUCCCCGCGCUUUACUGGACGCGGCCGGCGGCGGCCCGCGCCCUGCUCGCCCGGCGGGCUGUGCCCGCGCUCCCGCGCCUCAUGGCGCUGCGGCCGGCAGCGGGAGCGGGUGGCGGCGGGGACCCCUCCCGCGCAGCCGGCGCGACCCCGGAGCAGGGUGGGCUGGAAAAUGUACAGCAAAAGAAAAUCUUUAAAGAGAGUGAGAAAAUGACACAACAGAGAAAAGAGCCAUGUCCUGGUGAUUUGGUAGAAUCUCUGAUGGCAGAAAUGCCGUUUGUCGACACAGAUAUUGAAGAUGAAUUUGUCAUGCAUGCAACCUCUGAAAUAAAUAUAAAAAAGAAAAGAAAGAGGACUACUGGAAGGGAAAUUGAAGAAGGCAGUGAGAGAAAGAAGAAAAAGAGAAAACAGUAUCAGCCGAAUUAUUUUAUUUCUCUUCCGAUUACUAAUCCAGAGAUUACUGGCAGUAUUCAGGCUGUGCAAGAUGCAAUAAUACAAAAGGAUCAAAGGCUCUCCAAAGCAAUGGUUCACUCUGGCUCAUUGCAUGUCACCAUGUUAGUGAUGCAUUUAUCCAAUGAAGAAGAAAUUAGCAUAGCAGUUGGUGCUCUUUCAGACAGCAAGGAUUUUGUAGAAGAUCUCCUGAAAGGAAAAACCGUGGAUUUGUCUUUUCAAGGAAUUGAUCACUUCAAAAAUGAAGUUGGAUUUGUGAAGUUGGCAGAAAAUGAUCAUACAGCUAUACUUACGGAAAUAGCAGAGACUAUGAAGAAGAUAUUUCAAGAAAAGGGCAUCUUGGCAGGAGAAGAAAGAGCUUUUAAACCACAUCUGACCUUCAUGAAGUUGUCAAAAUCAACACAGCUACGUAAGCAGGUGAAAAAAAUUGACUCAAGCCUGUAUGAAGAUUUUAAAAGCCAUUAUUUUGGAGAUGAAAUCUUGCACCGCCUAGAUCUUUGCUCCAUGUUGAAAAAAAAGCAACCGAAUGGUUACUACUACUGCGAGUCCUCUAUCGUUUUUGGUGAAAAACAUGCAGCAGAGCCAGACGAUGCAGAGCUGGUGAGCCUCAGCAAAAGGCUGGUGGAGAAUGCGGUGCUGAAGGCUGUACAGCAAUAUUUAGAAGAAACACAGAACAAAACCAGACAGACUGAUGGAAGCCCUGUGAAAACUGAAGAAGCAGCAAGUGGCAGUAAGAAUGAAAGCGACGAUAACAGCAAGUGA